UCUUUCCGAAAUGACCUCGUCCUGUGGAUCAAAAUAACACAUGAGUGUCAGGCUAAACUUAAAUAAUUCAGCUUAUCUUUGGUUCGAAGUGUCCGUCUAGGGAGCUAAAUAUUGCAGAACAUCAGAGUGUGUUUUAAUGCGCUCUGAACGACAGCAGUGAGGAUGUGUUCCGCAGAGGACGGCAGCGGGAAAGCAAGCGCGCAGCAGCCGGGUAGUGGGAAAGCAAGCACGCAGCAGCUGGGCAGCGGUCAAGGGGAGUCGGGCUACAGGAGUCCCGGGCUCCGGGGUGUCAGAACCACAUCACUGUUCCGCGCUGUCAACCCGGAGCUCUUCAUCAAACCUAAUAAGCCGAUGAUGGUUUUUGGACUAGUGACCAUCAGUCUGUGUGUGGGGUACCUGGGCUAUCUGCACGCCAUCAAAGAGAACGACCAGCAGCUGUACGAGGCCGUAGACAGCGAGGGAGAGAGAUACAUGCGGAGGAAAACCUCCAGAUGGGACUGAAUAAUGGAGCCAAAAAUCUCAACCUGUGCUGCGUUUCUAAAAGCAUCGCGAGCUUAAGAUGAUCGUAGAGACCAUUGGUGCCAAUGGAUUCUAUGAUCUACUUAGCUUACGCUGCCUUUGGGAAACGCAGCCCGAACUCUAAAUUAAAAGGACAGUUCACCCAAAAAUGAAAAUUCUCUCAUCAUUUUCUUACCCUCAUGCCAUCCCAAAUGCGUAUGACAUUCUUUCAAUCCCAGCAAACACACAACGUCCCCUAACCUUUGCGUAUAGUUCCCAUUUCGUUCCAAUUCCUAAUGUUCUAAGAAUGUUCUCUUUAGGUUCUUUAUUUUAUAGCCAUAAACUAAUGUUCCAAGAACGUUGCAGGGUGGUUUUUGUGGGAUAACCUAAACAACCUGUAUACAGAACAUUCUAGUGGUUAUUUUUAGGUUUUCUUCUUUAUAAUUAUAAACUAAUGUUCCCAGGACAUUGCAGGGUGGUUUUAGUGGAUAACAAAACAUUCUCUAGUGCUUUUUUGGGGGGGUAUUUAUGAUAUACUAUACUAUAUAUUUUAGGUUAUAUUCUGCAUCUAAUACAUGUACGCACUUAGGUCUGCACAUACUUUAUUCGACCAUCUUCCACAUAGCUUUUAUGCACCCUUUAAGGGCACUGUGAGAAAAAGAUACAACUUGAAAUGUCAUCCCCAAUCAAAGUAAGAACAUGUUUAUUUCCACAUGACUCCUAGCGAAGAGGACAUUCAUACAGUACAUACAUGCUCCCUUCAGAGUGUCCAGAUGAAGAGCUGAGUGAAUCGGGCAUAGGGAGGAUUACUUUUGAUUUGAAAUCACCCUUGCUGUAUAUAAAUCUGUGCGCUGCUGAAUUAAAAAAUGAACGGUCAUUUCUGUGGAAGAACUCGCUGACUGGCAUGCUGACAUUCAUUUGUCGAUUUCCUCAAGCAAUAAUUGCUUCUAGAUGUGAGAUUA
Xyrauchen texanus (razorback sucker) is the source of this 1460-nucleotide messenger RNA. It is a transcript of the gene smim8, whose product is annotated as small integral membrane protein 8. NCBI's taxonomy places the organism in Eukaryota, Metazoa, Chordata, Actinopteri, Cypriniformes, Catostomidae. The coding region runs from base 163 to 501 and encodes 112 amino acids. The record is from RefSeq and is a predicted model, not a curated record. The transcript has 2 exons.